Messenger RNA from Talaromyces amestolkiae, 1512 nucleotides. RefSeq lists its product as uncharacterized. Gene Ontology annotation, cellular component: nucleus. Gene Ontology annotation, biological process: regulation of DNA-templated transcription; DNA-templated transcription. Gene Ontology annotation, molecular function: DNA-binding transcription factor activity, RNA polymerase II-specific; transcription cis-regulatory region binding; zinc ion binding. Lineage: Eukaryota; Fungi; Ascomycota; Eurotiomycetes; Eurotiales; Trichocomaceae. Bases 1 to 1512 code for a protein of 503 amino acids. The record is from RefSeq and is a predicted model, not a curated record. The transcript has 3 exons.
AUGCCGUUAUCAGAGUCAACAAAUGGUAUUUCGUUCAUGAAAAUAAAUACGGCGAUUGAUGAUGUCGUGGUACCGACACUGAGAUCAAUCGGGAGCGUUCAACUAUCUGAGCCAUUGAUCAAGGAACUCCUCUCUGAAUACUAUCGAUUUUACCAUUCCGUCUGCCCAAUAUUACCACCAGUGUCCUCGUUCAUCGCACACUCCGACGAAAGUCCCUUGCUCUUCUGGACAGUCAUGCUCACCGCAAUGCGAGACAAACCUGGCUUAAGGCACCUCUUCUCACCUCUAAUCGAAGAAGUCUCCAACAUGGCAUAUGAUUGCAUUCGACCCAAGAAUGCAAACUUUCAUUCUGUGCAAGCUCUCCUACUACUAACAUAUUGGAAUAUCCCCUUUGAAAAAAUCCCUAUGGAUCCAUCAUUUUCGUUUUCCAACAUGGCAACGCAGAUCUGUGUUCGCAUGGGCUUGCAUCGACCGGCCUUUUCGGCGGAGUUUGAUCGAAUCUCGGCUGUGCAUGAUCCGGUCAAUGUUCCCAGUCGGAUAGUUUGGAUUUUUUGUUUUGUCAGUAACGUCAGUUGUCAUGGCCAACUUGGAAUACCUCCUACCGUCCGAUUAGACCGCGGUCUAUUAGAUGCGCUCGCUGCAAAACCUCCCUGGCUUCCAGAUACGUUGUACUGCCAAUUACACAUCGCUCAUCAUAUAUUGAAAAUCAUUACAACGCUGGGUAACCACGAUUCUUCACCCACGGGUCUACUGCCAAAACCAGACUAUGUCGUCCCGAUGUUUGAAGCUGAGCUGCGAGUCAUGGAAACCCAUCUGACGCCGUAUUGGACCCAAGUUGAUUACAUAUUCUUCUGCACCUGCAAGAUGGUUCUGUAUAUUAUUGCAAUCUCGGCCGUAGGCAACGAAGAUAAUGUCCUUGACUCGACAGGAAGCGACAAACGAAAUCAAUGGAUCGUUCAAGGGUGCAUGUGUGCCAUCGCCAUGAUUCAAGCUACAUCUACCAUCCAGGAGCCACUCACCAAAUUACCUACACGGAUAUACAAGACCCUGGCGGCCUCAGUAUCUUUUCUAAUUCUAUUGAGGUGUUCAAAAUAUUAUAAUCUCGUCGAGGACAGUGCUACAUCAUCCGCUAUGCGUCAAGGAUGGGAAUUAUGCCGCGGAUUCGAGAUUGUCCAAAGCGACUUUAUUACCCGUACGAAUUACCUGAUGGAGCGGCUGAGCAUCUAUAGUGAGACUAUGAGUCCUGUGGACAAGACCGAGGAACUUUUCGCUAGCAAAGCACGAAUGGGAUUCAAUGUGGCCCGAAGCACUGCAGUACUUGUUCAUCGAGUGGUUUUAAAAAAGAACCAGGAAAAUGAGACAACAGCAGACAACGGCAACAAUAACGGUAGUUGCAUAGGACAAGCGGCCGAUUUUAAUAUGGACAUGGCAGAUUUGGAUUUCUUCCUGGACUUUGAUUGGGAUGAGUCAUUGUUGAGUCUCCCAGGACCGACGAGUUCUACGUUAUCUUAA